ACGCUUGAAGAGCUUGAUGACAAAGAAGAAGAAGAGGAACCAGGUUCAAAGUCAGAAUGUGGUUUCAAAGCUGCUGCCUAUCGACGCUUCUUGGUGUCUGCGGACAAGUUCGUUGAUGUCACCUGGUUUUGGUCCUUUUUGUUCCCAUGGGCGUUCACCUUGCCAGAAGCCGCGUCUCCAAGCUUGGGGCAUAGGUUGGUCUUCUUCAUCGCGAUCGCGAACCUCUACGUGCCAGUGUCGAAGCAAGUCUCCAUGCGAGUCGCUGAAUACAUUGUUCCUGAUACGAAGUCCAUUGGGGGCAUUUUGAACUAG
Molecule: messenger RNA, 312 nt
Organism: Cladocopium goreaui
Lineage: Eukaryota; Dinophyceae; Suessiales; Symbiodiniaceae
Source: the annotation of a GenBank genome assembly